This is a messenger RNA of Paramecium octaurelia, 1479 nucleotides long. The record is from the annotation of a GenBank genome assembly. Lineage: Eukaryota; Ciliophora; Oligohymenophorea; Peniculida; Parameciidae.
GAAAUGUUAAUAUUUGGAAUAAUCCUCAUCUCAGUUGAACUAACUUUAGGAAAACUGGUGGUUAUAGGUCCACAAGAAUUAAAAUAAGAAUUGGAUCAAAGGAGUGGAGAUAUAAAAUACACCAUAGCUAACUUUGGGUAAGUGUUAAAUAUACAGAACAAUAUAGAAAUAUACCUUGGGGUCGUAGAUUAAGUGGGACUCUUGAGAUUGCAGAUCCUUUAGAUGCUUGCACAGAAAUUAAUUAGACUGUGAAGAGCCACUUUGUACUAAUAAAAAGAGGAGAUUGCUCUUUCGUGAAAAAAGUUAGACAUGCAUAAAAUGCAGGAUAUUAAUUAGCAAUAGUAGAGAACAAUAAGGAUGAAAUAAAUGGUACCGUAACUAUGUUUGAUGACGGGACAGGAUAUGGAGUAUUUGUUACAAUAAAAUAUAGUUAUAAAUCCCCAGCAUUUUUAUAUCGAAAUCAGAUGGAGAGCUUCUAACAAAAUAUUUGAGGAUGCCAAAAACAAACUUUGAGACAGAAUAAAUUCAAUUACUCAUUAAAUUUGAUGUUCGUUAAAGAGAUAACGUAACUACUUUGUUUGCCUUGAAUAUAACAUCUGAAGAAACAUAUAAAUUUUUGAGAGAGUAUUAACCUUAUUAUCAAAAAUUGAAAGAUGAAAAAGGUAAUUGUUUCUGGUAAUAUUGUUUUAUUAGUUUCAUACAUUAUAUUGUACCCAUUGUAUCAGAUAAUUAAAACUCCAGAUAAACCAAUUGAGUAUUAAAAUUGCAUAUCUUAUGGUAAGUACUGUGCACGAGAUCCUGAUGGAUCAGGAAUAGCAACAGGCAGGAUGGUAGUGGAAGAGGCACUUAGAUAACUAUGUAUCUUUUAACAAGGUUUUGACAAAUGGUUGGCUUAUAUGGUACAUAGUAAUCAAAAUUUAGAUAUCCUUCAGAGAUAACUGCACAUCAGCAUAAUAAUAUGAAAGUUGUUCGCCUGGAAUCUAAGAAGAAGUCGGAAUCAAUUAUUAAAAGGUAGAAAAAUGUAUAAGAGAUUAAUCAGAAAGUCAUUCAUUUUUAAUAAAGAAUGAAACCAAUUAUUACAAGCACCACAAUCUUUUGGAGAAUCAAUUAACAUUAUGGAACACUGCUGGUGUAUAAUAUCUGCCAGGAAUCAUAAUUAAUCAAUAGGAUUAUUAAGGAUAAGUCACUGGAGCUAAUGUUUUUCUUGAUAUUUGUUAUAGCUUUUUAAUACCGCCUGCAUCUUGUGCCAAUUAUAUUGAUGGAUAAAUUUAGUAACAAGAUUCAUCAUCAAAUCUUUAUUUGACUAUAGGUAUUAUCAUAUUCGUCAUGAUCAUAUUUUUUAUGCUUCUAUUUUGUGUUUAUACUAGAUUAAUCCAGAAAGAAUUUAAAGAGAGUAGUAAGGCAUAAGUAAAUGAAAUGGUGACAUAAUAUAUCUAAUUUUAUGAAUCCAAGGAUAAGAAGAGCAAAGAAGCUAUAUGA